CCGUAGCUAUGGCAACUUAUUCUUUUAUCCUAUUGACCGUUACAAAAACAUUUUUCAUGUUGACCGUUACCGACUUUUUUUCCCCAUGAACCGUUACAACGAUAUCCCGUCAUAUGACUUGUACCGUAUGCUGAUUCCACCAAUCAGAAUUGUUUGAAGCAAAUAUAAAAGCCUUCCAGCAAAGUGAGCUUGAUCUUUAGACAUUUCGGUACAACAUUUGCAAUCUCCAUCUUUGCACCAGCAUGGAGCCAAUGAAAGAGGCUGCUGGAGAGGAGUUCAAGUGGUGCGAGCUCCUCAUGCCACUCCUGGAGCCCAUAGAGGGGAUUUAUGGCGACCUGGACUACCAUCAGUGCCAUUCACAACCCCCUCCAUCCAAAGACCCAGACGACCUGCCUCUGUUCACCUCCUUGACAGAAAAUGACAUAGGCUACCUGGGCAACCAUAUAACUUAUUCACCACCCUCCACAUCCAUCGACUUGGACGACCUGCCACUGGCCAACGUGUCGUCAGGGAGCCAGGACAGCGACUGGAGCGACUGCUCCAACCAGGCAGACACUGUGUUGAGCAGAUGUCCUCAGCAGCACUUUGUAGAACAGCCAAAGAUACUGCCAGACUGGACAACGCUGACUCUUAUAGAAAUACCUGGCUUCACAAACGUCUCCACAUCAAACAGAAAAAGGAAACGUGAUGUCCAGGAGAACGGAGAUAAGGCCUACAUUAAAAAGCCACCAAACGCCUUCAUGUUGUUCAGGAAGGAGCAGAGGCUGAAGGUGAUGGCUCAGUUCAAUAUCAGUGGCUGUGCUGAGGCCAAUAAAGUCCUGGGUCACAUGUGGAGGUCGCUCUCUGAGCAGGAGCAGGAAAAGUAUUACCGCCUAGCUGAUGCAGAAAAGGUUAUACACAGCCAGUUGUACCCAAACUGGUCCUGCACAGAAAACUAUGGCAGAAAGAGGAAGCAGAGGGCAGGUAUCAACAAAGAAAAUACACCAAUUUACAUCGCCAUUUUGUGUGAAAAGCUGUCAAGCUCAACAUUAUGUACACUUGUUAGGACUAUGACAACGUUCUUCCAUCACAUGUUCUGGCACACUGACAGGGGCAAGAACAAAGAAGCCACUUCCGCAUGGACAUGGACAUGGACAUGGACAUGGACACGGACACGGACACGGACACGGACACGGACACGCCAUUGCCAACUCCAUGCAGAGUGACGAGUGCUGUUGACCUCGCCCGGCAUGGUGUGAGUGUUGUUUCUCAACUUGACGGAACAGCCAAAGUCGCCCAGUUUGAUGAGGCCGGAAGACGUCAGAAAGAUGUUGGCUCCUGAUGAGACAGAACUACUGUGAGGAGGUGCAGGAUAGAAAAGGUGGUAAAGAGGACACUGACCUUUUAUGUCUCUGUGGACAAUGCCGUGUUCAUGGAGGACGUUGAUGGCGGUGGUGAUCUGUUUACUGUACAGCCUGAUGACGUGCUCCUGCAAGCCCAGUCUGGACACCUCCUCCAGCGUGCCCUCAUCACAGUACUCCAUGAAAAUGUACAUCUCCUCCUGAAUGGGGAGGGGGGGCACCACAGCAGGUUAAAGGAUGAAGGGAUGAGGAGAGACUGGUGUGUACGUCCUACCCUGUGGAGCUCCACUCCAAAGUAGCGCACCAGGUUUGGGUGCUUAAUGCCUUCAAAGAUUUUCAGCUCAUCUGCCGUCUCUUUUAUGGUUUUGUGGUCAUUUGGCUGAAAUCUAAUCUGAUGACAGAAAGAAAAUGUUUUUACAUACAUUUGUAAAAACAAAACAAACAAAAACGCUUAAUCCUGCCCGCCACGUCAUUCUAUUUUAGAAAUUCAGAAACUCAUUUAAUUGAGGCGAUCCACCACUAAUUAAGACACAGAUCCACAUGACACGACCUAUCAAGAAGUACUCAUGUUUAUGUCACAGUUAGAAUGCAGCCCUAUGGGAAACACUGUAUAAGGGCCAAUACUAUAGAAACUUAGAUACUUUAUAGAGUACUCAGUGUACAGCUUGUAUAGCAGUAUAGAUGUACUGAUUCAACAUGUAGCCAUUAUUGUCUAAAAGGAUGUUCCUGCAGAGCUACAGACCUCUUUCAUGGCCAUCAGCUCUCCAGUGUCCACGUUGAUGCACGUGUACACUUUCCCGUACUGACCCUCACCUGUUGACAAAUACAACAUGUCAAAACAUGAUCAUUUUAAUCAUAAUUGAAAUCAUUUUUUAAAAGUCUGUCCUUACCGAUUUUGUUACCCCUCUGCCACUUGAAGGUGACUUUCCUGAGGCCGACGUGCAUGACGUUGUCAUAGGACUUGGGCGUGUGGCAGACCUGGCCAAUGAUGUUGCGUUGCUUCAUCACGGCGUAGCGCUUGUCUUCAAAUUUGCGGAUGGAACGACGGACCGCCUCCAGCGGGCUUUGCCGAGCUCCUGAGUCUGAUGCGGCGGGUCAUUAGCGGUACGGGGGCUACCUGACGUCAUUGGGGGCGCUGCCGGGUGCUUUCAUGUUGCCAUGUUCCCCCUGGCCCUGCGGGAUGGGCCGAGGGCCGUUGGGGAAUAGCUGAUUCCGGAGGUCGCAGGGAAGACUUCGAGAGCUGCGUGGCAAAGUUGUAUCCCUGGAUCAUCGCCUCUCUAUAGUACUGCUGCAGGGUGGCCGACUCGGACUCCUCUACCUCAGCCUCAAACUCGGAUGUGAACAUGUACUCCACCCGAUCAAUGGCCGAGCUGAUCUUAAUGCAAAGCUGCAGGGCUUCAUCCUGCGUUGGGCGACAUCAGCAGCAAAGGUACCAGAGUGUGAGAGCAUGCACAAGACAAGUGGAGAGAAGAAACUAGAUGUUUGGUUUGCCUUAACUGGUCCAAUACAUUCAACACACUUAAUUAUUUGAAAUUUUGAAUAUCAAAGGUUUAGCUUCUUUUUACACUUGUAUGAUGUUAAAACAUAUUUCUUAGCUUAGCUACUGUACAUCCACAAAGACGUCUGUAAUAUGAUACUCCUGUGGGUAAGCAUUAUUCUGCUCAGUACUGUGAUGGCAACAGAAGGUCCUUCAGAAUGAGGUACAGUAAACCUCGGAUAUAUCGGAUUCAAUUGUUCCCACUGGUUUUGUCCGAUAUAAGCGAAAUCCGUUAUAUGGGGAUACCGGAAAAUGUCCGUUUUACACAUAUAUCGGAUUUAUAUCCGGUAUAUGCGUAAAUGGGAUUUUAUCCGU
Molecule: messenger RNA, 3192 nt
Organism: Doryrhamphus excisus (bluestripe pipefish)
Lineage: Eukaryota; Metazoa; Chordata; Actinopteri; Syngnathiformes; Syngnathidae
Source: RefSeq, a predicted model, not a curated record